AGUGUGUUUCUUUGGGGACCAUAGAAUUGUUAAAAUUGUCAGCACUGCGUAACUUAUCGAACCAAUGGCGUUGCGACGAAUAUCCGAACACGAAACGAGCAACGAAUCGAACCGAGCAAAGAUGAACGUUUGACGUGAAGGUGUGUCGCCAUGUUUGUAGGCUCGCGUUGAUCAUUAUUUUGUUUAUAUACAGUGACAAAGUGAUUGUGUAUUAAAUAUGGAUUGGGACGAAAACGAAAUUCUCAAAUUUAUCGAAAGUUACGAGCAACAUUGUAUUUUGUGGGAUCCGAAACACAGAAGUCACUACAACAAGAAAUUAAGAAAUAAAGCGUGGGACGAAAUUGCUGCUAUAAACAAUAAAUCGGUGGAUAAAUGCAAAAGAAAAUUGGCUUCGCUUUUAGCUACCAUGCGAAGGGAAAGAUCAAAGAUGAGGAAAAAUAUUUUAGCAGGACGAGGUUAUCGAAGUACUUGGUUCGCGUUCGAAAAAUUCAGAUUCCUAUGGGGUAAAAGCAAACUUCACGAACCAACAAAAACGGAAAUGCAGGAAACGCAAAUAGAAAACGGCAGCGUAGAAAUGACGUUAGAUAAUGAAGAAAUGAUUAUGGAUAAUCAAGAACAGGAAGUCUGUUUGGAGGACGUCGACGAAGCGCCGAUGGACAACCCCUCGGACGAAGAGAAUUCUUUCAUUCUAUCACCGGCGAUAAUUCAAAAGAAUAUACCGAAUAAAAAAUAUUCAAUUAAUAAAUCGACGUCGAAAAAAUCGAAGGAAAAUCCGACGCCGAAAUCGUUCGAUAGCAUCCUACAAGAACUGAACCAAAAAAUCGAAAUUCCGCCAUUACCCGAAGACGAAUUCGACGUUUUCGGUAAAAUGGUGGCGGUACAUUUGAGACAACUACCCCUAAACGCAGCCCUCGAAUGCCAAUCGGAGAUAUUGCAUUACAUCGUCCAAAGGAGAUUGGGUCGUAAUGCGAUGCUUUCGGAUAUAAAUAGACACUAUUCGCAAUUCGUUCCGACGCCCUGUAUAUCUCCGGUACCAUCCAACGCCUCCUAUUCCAAUUUCAUCGAAGAAACGCCCAACAACGACGCCCAACCCAUCGCGAAUCAUCACAUGACUAUCAAAAUGGAAAAUCUCAGAUAACCGCGUCGAUGUUGUAAUUUUUUUUUUCGCGGGAAAGGAAAGGAAAUUAUCCGACGCGCCUCGUAACUACUUGGAUACAAACAAUUUUUCGAUCGAUACAAAACGAAUACCGAAAUAAGGAUACAAUAAAAUUGCUUAAUUGAAA
This is a messenger RNA of Diorhabda sublineata, 1283 nucleotides long. RefSeq lists its product as uncharacterized. The coding region runs from base 218 to 1138 and encodes 306 amino acids. Lineage: Eukaryota; Metazoa; Arthropoda; Insecta; Coleoptera; Chrysomelidae. The transcript has 3 exons. The record is from RefSeq and is a predicted model, not a curated record.